AAGCAGCCAAACUGAAGAUUAUAAAUCCCCGAAAUUGAUGCCAUUGUAGAGCCCUGACAGCUACCAAGCCCUGAGUCACAGCGGAGGCAUCCGUGGCCACUCUACUAACACAGCAGCCGUAGCAGCAACAGCAGGCACAUCUGCCCUCCUGGAGGUGUCCCACAGGUGACAAGCCCAGAAUUCUGGCUGGAAAUUAAGUUUACUUCAAAUAUGGAAACAUAUAACUUUAGCUGGGAUUAUGAUGAAGAUUUUGCUAAUUACAGUUACAACACUGACCUGCCCUUUAUUAUACCAGACUCUGCCCCAUGCCGGCCAGAAUCUCUGGAUAUCAACAAGUAUGCCGUGGUCAUCAUCUAUGCCCUGGUCUUCCUGCUAAGCCUCCUGGGAAACUCCCUGGUGAUGCUGGUCAUCUUAUACAGCCGGGUUGGCCGCUCUGUCACCGAUGUCUACCUGCUGAACCUGGCCAUGGCUGACCUGCUCUUUGCCCUGACCUUGCCUAUCUGGGCCGCCUCCAAGGCAAAGGGCUGGAUCUUUGGCACAUCCCUGUGCAAGAUGGCCUCACUCCUGAAGGAAGUCAACUUCUACAGUGGUAUUCUACUGCUGGCCUGCAUCAGCAUGGACCGUUACCUGGCCAUUGUCCAUGCCACACGCACGCUGACCCAGAAACGGCACUGGGUCAAGUUCAUAUGUUUAGGCAUCUGGGUCCUGUCCUUGAUCCUGGCCCUGCCCAUCUUCCUCUUCCGCAGGGCCAUCUACCCGCCCUAUUCCAGCCCAGUCUGCUAUGAGGACAUGGGUGCCAAUACAACGAAAUGGCGGAUAGUAAUGCGGGUCCUGCCCCAGACCUUUGGCUUCCUAGUGCCCCUGUUGGUCAUGCUGUUCUGCUACGGACUCACCCUGCGCACGCUGUUUGCGGCCCACAUGGGGCAGAAGCACAGGGCCAUGCGGGUCAUCUUCGCUGUCGUGCUCGUCUUCCUGCUCUGCUGGCUGCCCUACAACCUGGUCCUGGUCACAGACACCCUCAUGAGGCUCCAGGUGAUCGCGGAGACCUGUGAGCGCCGCAAUGACAUUGGUCGGGCCCUGGAUGCCACCGAGAUCCUGGGCUUCCUCCACAGCUGCCUCAACCCUCUCAUCUACGUCUUCAUUGGCCAGAAGUUUCGCCACGGCCUCCUCAGGAUCAUGGCCAUCCAUGGCCUGGUCAGCAAGGAGUUCUUGGUCAAGGACGGCAGGCCGUCCUUUGUUGGCUCCUCUUCAGGGAACACUUCUACUACCCUCUGAGACCCCACGCAGGGCUCCUCCCUUCCCUACAGCAUCUGCCCCAAGCCUCAUGUCCUCUGGCUGCUCACACCCCAUGUCAAGGCAGCCCCCCACCGUGGUAACAGGAAGUUGCAGAGGCCACGUCCUUACUAGGCUCCCGUCGUGUGGAUUAGAAAGCCUGCCCUGGCCCCCACCUCCUACCGCAAUUACUGUGUCAACUGCUAGAGCUUGGUCUAUCCUACCACUGAGCCCACAGCCCUCUGUCUUCUGAAGAUAUUCUUUUAAGAGAUUACAAGAAGUUCCCACCAUUGGAAGCCAUUAGUGUCAAACACCAUUGGUGCUUCCUCAGCUCUCCCUUUCCUUGUCUGCUAACGAAGUCCACCUCCCUAGAGAGAGGCUGAAAAUGACAGAUACUCCCUUUCUAAGAUUCCCUUAAGCCAGCAGUAGCCAUAUCAUUUGGCUCUGAUUAAUAAGACUUAAAGGCAAUAGUGUGCUGGUAAAUCACUUUCCUGGGGGAAAAGUCUUGAUUUGUAGCAUUUACCAUGUUCUGUGGUGUAAAUAAAUGCUCCCACCAUGGCCAAUUUCAAGGGUGGUGAUGUUUAGCAACGAGCUCACAAAAUCUAGAAACUGUAAUGAUCUGCUUUCACAAGCACAUACAAACUGGCUUCAGUGCCUCGUUGCUUAAGAGGAAGUCUACUGGGUCCAAGAGACCCUUAGGAAGAAGUAUUCCUGGUGGGGGGGGGAGGGGGGAGGAAGGGAGGGAGAGAGAGAGAAAGAGAGAAACAUAUCCUUGGUUCCUGCUUUUGAAUAUGGUUAUAGGAUAUGCUGUGUGGUGCUGAGGCAUCCCUUUGUGACAAUAAGACAAAAAGUGUGGCCAACACACUCGGGCUGAUGGAGCCAAAUGAUGAAAAGAACCUGAGAAUAAAGAGCCCAGAAUAAAACUAGGCAUAAAUAGUCAAAUGAUUUUCAACAAGGGUGCCAAGUCUAUGCAAUCGGGAAAGAAUGGUCUUUCAACAAAUUGCGCUCGGAAAAUUAGAUCCACAUGCACAGAAUGAAAGUGGACCCUCAGCUUACACCAUUUACAAAAAUUAACUCAAAACAGAUCAAAGACCUAAAAUUAGAGCUAAAACUAUAAAAACUCUUAGAAGAAAACAUAGUGGGAAAGCUUCAUGUCAUUGGAUUUGGCAAUGACUUCUUGGAUAUGACAUCAAAAUCACAGGUAACAAAACAGAAAGUAGUUUAAUUGGACUGCAUCAAAGUUUAAAACUUCUGUGCAUCAAAGGACACUAUCAACAGAGUAAAAAGGCAAAUCACAGAAGGGAGAAAAUAUUUGACAUCAUAUAUCCUAUAAGGGGUUAAUAUCCUUAUAAAGAAUUCCUACAACUCAACAGCAAAAAACAAACACGCAAACCACCUAAUUCAAAAAUGGGCAAAGGAAUUAGAGAAUAGACAUUUCUCCAGAGUACAUAAACAAAUAGCCCCUCACUGAUAAUUAGGAAAAUGUAAAUCAAAACCACAAUAACGUACCAUUUCACACAUAUUAGGAUGACAAUUAUUUAAAAAAAAAGAAUGAAAGAAAGAAGAAAAGAACAAGCAUUGGCAAAGAUAUGGAGAAACUGCAACCCCUGUGCACUGUUGGUGGGUAUGUAACAUGGUAUAGCCACUGUGGAAAACAGUGUGACAAUUCAUAAAAAAACUAAACAUAGAAUUACCAUAUGAUCCAGCAAUUCUACUUGUAGGUGUAUAUCCAAAAGAACUGAAAGCAGAGACUCAGACAGAUAUUUGUACACUAAUGUUCAUAGCAGCAUUAUUUACAAUAGCCAAAAGGUGAAAACCACCCAAAUGUCCAGCAGCAGAUGAAUGGUUAUUACACUUACAGUGGAAUAUCAUUCAGUCUUAAAAAGGAAUAAAAUUCUAAUAUACGCCACAACAUGGAUGAACCUUGAAAACAUGCUAAGUGAAGUAAGUCAGAUGAAAAUAUUAUAUGAAUCCACUUAUAUGAAGUACCUAGAAUAGUGACAUUCAUAGAGACAGAAAGUAAAAUAGUGUUUACCGGGGGCUGGGGGAAAUGGGACGUUAUGGUUUAAUGGGCACGGAAUUCAGUUUGGGAUGAAAAAGUUCUGGAGGUGGACAGUGGUGAUAAUUGUACAGCAAUGUGAACGUACUUGAUGCCACUAAACGGCACACUUUAAAAUGGGUAAAAUGCUAAGUUUUAUGUGAUGUAUAUUUUACCACAAUUGAAAACAAAAAACCUAGUUCCAAAAAAGCAAACGUGAACCACUGGAACCAGCUACCUGUAACAUCUUAA
Messenger RNA from Hippopotamus amphibius kiboko, 3562 nucleotides. RefSeq names its product C-X-C chemokine receptor type 2-like. Gene Ontology annotation, cellular component: membrane. Gene Ontology annotation, biological process: immune response; G protein-coupled receptor signaling pathway; neutrophil chemotaxis. The record is from RefSeq and is a predicted model, not a curated record. NCBI's taxonomy places the organism in Eukaryota, Metazoa, Chordata, Mammalia, Artiodactyla, Hippopotamidae. The transcript is spliced from 4 exons. The coding region runs from base 211 to 1275 and encodes 354 amino acids. Gene Ontology annotation, molecular function: interleukin-8 binding; C-X-C chemokine receptor activity.